CCUUAAAGUCAUUUGUCCUUGCAAAGUGGUUUUUCCCCCACAUGUUGGACUCUGGACGGUGAAGGCGCAGUGCAUUCGGAAUCCCACGAAAACACCAGGCGCUGGGUCUGUCAUCUCGGCGACCUAGCGUGUUUGGCGACAGUCUCAAUUAUGACGACCUCCCUCGCCUCAGACGAGCCCGUUGCGGCUUCGGUUGCCGGCGAUGCCUUCGAUCCCUUUAUGAGCCCCGCGGGUUCAGCCCAUCUUCGGCACUCUAACUUUGACACUCACCUCUUUGCUUUGGCUCCCGGAUCCUCGGCCGAGCAGGUCAAGCGCGCGAUUCAGGCCCACCUUCGGGACACUGAGCGACGGAUGGAAGAAGCGGGGAAACUCGGCACGGCCCUUGUCCAGCAACAGAAGCAGCUUACCGAGAAGCUCCGUGAAGUGGAGCAACUGCAGUCCGAGGCUGAGCUUACACCGGAACUGCGACAGCGUCUCGUUGAGAUCGAGAAGGAUUACAAUGAGGUUGCCCGGGACAGCGCGCGAGCCUUGCUUCCUAAGCAAAGAGUGCCCAGCAACGAGGCCCCAAGCUCUCCGUUCUCUCCCGACGGCAAGGGCGCUGCCAGACGUUCCGUAAGCCCGUCCAAGUUUGAGACUCUCGCUGCACCCUCUCCGACUAAGUUCGGCGUCCCGAAUCGAAAGAUCCGCAACCAGCCUGCCAGCCGAAUUCACGAUAUCGAAUUUGCUGCCGAGAUCAGUACCUCCCUGAUCGCCCAGGUUAGAAGUCUUCAAGCCUUGCUCUCGGAGAGGGAGGAAGAGCUGAAGGAGGUCAAAUCUGAAAGAUCGAGGCUUGAGAUCGAAGCCGAGGGAUUUCAGCAACGCCUGAAGAGCCUGGACGAAAGCGAGAACAAGUACAAGGACGAGAACUGGAACCUGGAAACUCAGAUUCACGAGCUGAUUGCGACCCAAAAGGAGGCAGCCGAGCGUGAGAAGAAGCUGACCCAGACGCUCAAUGUCAUCCAAUCAGAGAGAAAUGCCACGCAGAGGGAGCUGGAAGAGGUCAAGGAUAGCUUGGCCAAACAGGAGGAGAAGCAUUCUGCCGAGAUCAAGAACCUCGAGAUUGAGCUUGGUACGAGUCGCCGGUCUGCCAUUGUGUUUGAGACCGAGCGCGCGGCGCUGCAGCGGAAGGUAGAGGAGCUCACUGGUCAGAACCAGGAGUUGGCCAAGGCUUUCUCGGCACUUCAGCGCGGCCGGGCUUUGGAACGCGAAGGAACUCACGGUGCGAGCGAGGAGGAUUCCACCUCGGCCCCUGACCAUAACACCCCCGAGCACUCGCCGCCUCCUUCGCCUAUGAAGCCAACCCCUCGGCACUCUGCGCUGGAAUCUGAAACGCUUAAGACGUCGCUCGGUCACGCUCAGCGUACCAUUCAGACCCUGCGGACAAACAUUCACCGCGAAAAGACCGAGAAGCUUGAGCUGAAGCGUAUGCUCCAGGAUGCUCGGGACGAGAUCGAGAAGCUCAGGAGCGACCCGCACCCUGCUCCAAAGAAAAGCCGCAAGGCUGACUUGCGCGAAUCCAAGAAGCCUUCCUUCAAGCUGAACCAGCUGGGCGUUCCACGAGCGAGUAGGACUGAAAUAGUCGAAGACCCCGAGUGGGAAGACCAGUCCGAGGCGCCAUCUUCCCCCGCCCUGCCACAUCGCGGUUCGAACGUCCGCCCCGCUGGCCCCGUGCGUGAGCCGAGCAGCGACCACUUCGAGACAGCCAAUGAGACCAGUGACGCCGCCUUUGAGACUGCCCAUGAGCGCGGGACCGAAACCGAGGACUUCCAGACGGGCGUUGAGGACAUGUCGGACGAUGAUGAUGCGCUGACGGAGACGGAAGCUGGCCCAUCCCGAGGGCUCAACUCGAUCAAGCGCCCUCCGCCUUUGCCACCGCACCAUUCCAGCAAUCAUUACUCCUUCGACAGCACUGCCUCGACGUCAAGUGAGGAUGAGGAUUACCCUUCAUUCAGCUCCGAUAUCAAGACUCCCACAUCUGGCCCCAAGAUGCGGAGGCGCAUCAGCCGUGGCUCCCUGAGCCGCCGCCGUUCUCGGCAGUUCACCGAGGAGCCGGCUCUGCCAAGCAGUCCUGCCAGCAUCUCUGCCAACAAUCCGUCCGCCACUCCCGGUGGGCAGAGCCUGUUUGCCGAGCUGAACGAUCUCGACAAUAGCGAUUCGGACUCGUGUGCAGGAGCCGCUACUCCUAGUCGCAGGAGCGUUCGGUCCGGCACCCCUGCCACGCCCCACAGCGUUGUUCGGGGCCGGCUGUCUCCGCCUCCUGAGGUCCCAGCACUCCCCAAGAUCAUGGUCGAUACCGGCAUGAUGACUGAACCCGUGAAUAUACGGUCUAUGUCUGCGAUUGUCGAUCGCGAGAGAGUAUCUGAAGAGGGCGCGAGCUUGGUUCCGUCUCCGCAGAGCGCCACCUUCCCUGAGCGGCCGAUGUCGAUGGAGUCCGUAAUUGCUCCUUUCCGAACAGAUGCCUCGACUCAGUGGUUGGGAGAUGAUCCGAGGGAUGGAAUGACAUCUAGACCACUGUCUUCCAUCUCUUACAGCGACGCCAGUGUCCAACAGGACUGGGAUAUGCACGCGAAGCUGGCGCAGUUCCCGUCACCUCCACCGUCCUUGAGCUUCUCUUCAAUCCAAGCGCAGUUCAUCGAGCCUCAGUCGGAACCCGAGGUACUGUCCAGCCAGUCACCCUUGAGUGUCUCCUCCAUUCUAUCUGAACAGACGGAGCCGGUGGCAGAGAAGCUGGAAAUACCAGUCCUCACCCUAGCGUCUCUGGUAUGCGAGCAUGUCGAACCAGUUGCCGAAACAGAGCGACCUUUGCCAGGGCUCAGCGUACCUGCCAUCCUCAGCCAAGAUAUUGAGCCUAUGGCCGAGUCAGGGCCGCCCUUGCCUGAACCGCCAGCGCUCAGUAUGCCUGCCAUCCUUGUCCAGGAUAUCGAGCCCAUGGCGGAGCCAGAAUUUCCGGCUCCAGAGUUGCCGGUGUUCAGUGUGCCAGUUAUCGUCUCCCAAGAUAUCCAGCCUGUAUCCGAACCGGAGCCGCCUGUACCAGAACCGCCUGCGCUCAGCUUGCCUAUCAUUGUUUCUCAGGCUAUUGAGCCAUCACCGCCGACGCCGGUUACGCUGUCUUUCUCGAGCGUGUAUGCCGAGCAGGUUGAGCCCGUCGUCGAGCCCGAAGCUGUGCCUCCAUCGCCAAUCGUUCUCUCUUGCUCCGGUAUCCUCGCCGAACAGGUGGAGCCGGUUGAACUUUCCCCGCCGAUUAUUGAGGAGCCCUCUGAGUCCAGGAUCAACAUUGCUCUACCUGUGCACCUGUCAAUGUCCUCGAUUGCGUCCGAGCACGUUGAGCCUCAGCACGAGGAGCCCGCAUCACCCGUCAAAUUGUCGGUGUCGUCCAUCGCGGCAGAAGAGGUUGAACCCCUCGAAGAACCCGAGGCACCAGCGCCUCCUCUGGUCAUCGCUUCUGUUCAGGCUAUGGACGUGGUGCCUCAAGAAGCCCCGCCUCCUCCGCUAACCCUGUCAAAUGUCCAAUCUUGGGGCGUCGAACCCCUAGAGGCUACGGAGGUUGUCCCGCCCGCCUUGUCUCUUUCGAGCAUUGAGGCUCAGAACAUUGAGCCCGUUCGAAUCAAGGAGCCCGAGGUCGCCCAACUGUUGAACUUCUCGAGUAUUCAGUCGCUGCACACUGAACCUACUCCUGUCGAGCCCCGCAGUCCCUGGAGGAACGCAUUCAUCCUCCCCCGCGACGCGGAAAUUGAAGUCAACGGCGCGGAUGAUGCCACUCGCAGUUUAGGUGAACGUCAAUCUGUGCAGAACCAGAAGCAGACCGCAUCGACCACGGACCAGGGCGCUCAGACAGCUCUGACGUCCGAGGCCAUCGACCAGAUGCUCAAACAGAAGGCUCAGCCUUUCGAUACAGCCAACCUGGAGCGAACCAAUUCAUUUGGCAGCAUCGGCACUCCCUCUACGGUGAGGAUCCAUCGACCUCGUCAAGAAAGCUUCGACGGCGCUCAGCGACCGAAGGACUAUGCGGCCGACUCUGUUGUCGAUCCACUUGAAGGACCUCUUCCUCGGAGGCCUGGUUCGGCUACCGGAAUGGUGUCGAUUGAUGAAGUCCCACCGCUUCCACCGAACCACAAAGAAGUCAUCGAGGCAGCGAGAAGUGGCUCAUCACAAGGCGGCCAAGGUACCAUUGGCUCCAUGGGUCCUCCGUUGUUCCCUGCUUCCGCCUUGAAAUCACAAAAUCAGUCACUCAGGCCUCGAACGCCCACCGGUUCAAGGCGACCCAUUUCUCCGAUCUCAUUGGCGUCUGGCCGAGGGACGCCAACCCCGCGUGCUGCUACUAAGCCCGGCCUCACCCCUGGAACUUCCGAUGUGUACGACGCGCGGUCGCUCUCACGCGCGACCAUGCAGAGCCGGAAGUCUUCCAUUUCGUCGUUCACGUCUGAGGUUGAUAAUCGGUUCAACAUGCAUCAAGUGGGCGGCUUCGAUCCGCAGGGCUUCGGGCCAAACACCGAUCCUCGCAUGAUCCAGGCAAUCACGCAGACUAUGAUUGGCGAGUAUUUGUGGAAAUACACGCGCAAAACCGGCCGCGGGGAGAUGUCGGAGAACAGGCAUCGCAGAUACUUCUGGGUCCACCCCUAUACGCGUACCCUCUACUGGAGCGAUCGCGACCCCUCAACGGCUGGACGUUCCGAGCUGAGAGCCAAGAGCGUUCAGAUUGAGGCAGUUCGAGUCGUUGCCGACGACAACCCGAUGCCGCCGGGGCUCCACAGGAAGAGCCUGGUCAUUGUCUCGCCAAGCAGAAGCAUCAAGUUCACUUGCACAACCGGCCAACGACAUGAGACGUGGUUCAAUGCGCUCUCAUACCUGUUGUUGCGAACGGCCGACGAGGGGCAAACGGAUGUCGAGGAGAUUGCUGGUAAUAUCACGAGGGAGGAUGUCGAAGAAUUCAAUCCCUCGUUCGGCAGCAGGCGCCACGCCAAUGGCACCCGGGCAGUUCCCUCGCUGUCUUCAUACAACUCGCGUACUGCGCGAGAUUCUCCACCCAUGGAUCUCUCCAUGAGCGUCCCUACACUGACACCCUCGCGCUCCAAGGCCUCGCAAGGGCGCACAUCGUUUGGCACUUUGAGCCGGAUUGGCGGGUAUUUGAAGGACAACAAGAUAUCCGAGACCUUUGGCAGUAUCAGGAGCCGGAGUGCUCAAGGGCGCCACUCUGCCCUUGGCAUCUAUGAGUCCAGCGAUGUACAAGAUAGCGCUGAGGAUGUUAGGCAGAUGAUCGAGAGGCAAGAUCGGGAGGCCGAUCGUCUCGAGAACGUUCGAGCAUGCUGCGAUGGCAAGCACGAUGUUGGCACCCUCACUAAUAGUGCCAAAAAGGGUCGCCAUUCGGCUGCGGGCUUCCGCAACCCUACGCCAGGUCCUUCAACAACCCCCACGCCGAUUGGGACUGUCAGGUCCCGGGCAUGAUGCCCGGGCGCACUCUCUCGGUUUCCUUGGAUUAACAACUCACGAUGUCCCUUGUCAAAGCUCCUGGCCAGCGCAUCAUUACUUUCC
Parathielavia appendiculata is the source of this 5568-nucleotide messenger RNA. RefSeq lists its product as uncharacterized. Gene Ontology annotation, biological process: maintenance of protein location in cell cortex; microtubule cytoskeleton organization. NCBI's taxonomy places the organism in Eukaryota, Fungi, Ascomycota, Sordariomycetes, Sordariales, Chaetomiaceae. Bases 151 to 5481 code for a protein of 1776 amino acids. Gene Ontology annotation, cellular component: cell cortex; mitochondrion. The record is from RefSeq and is a predicted model, not a curated record. The transcript is spliced from 3 exons. Gene Ontology annotation, molecular function: tubulin binding; phospholipid binding.